CUCAUUGACUUGUAGUGCAACCUUUCACCACCUUACUCUGCCCCUUAUUAGAUAGGAAGAGAGUUAAGGGAGAGUGCAAGGGAUGUUUCCUUCCACCAGCAGUGGAGUGAUGAACAGAGGGUCUUACACAUGAGCUUCAACCUCCAAAGCUCACAUCCUCCACUGAGCUUCUCUCCCUAUGGGCUACCAAGCUCUCUCAGCAAGACUUCCACUGUUGGAGUAGGAGGAGGAGGAGGAGGAGGAGAAGCUGCUGACUGCCACUUGAGAAGAACCACCCCAUCCUUGCCUCCGAAGCAUGGAGAUGUUGGCUCAUCAGGUCAUCUUGGCGGAUCACCAGCACAAAGAUCAAGAACUGAACCAUGGCCGUGCGACGCAGACGGAGAGUCGAACGGCAAGGGUUCAUCGAGAGUGAAGGGUCCUACUGCAAUCAAUAAUACCAUCAACAGCCUUUCGGUUGGUGGUGCGAGGAUGAAGAAAGUUAAGGCGAAGAGGAAGGUGAGGGAACCCAGGUUUUGCUUCAAGACGAUGAGCGAGGUAGAUGUGUUAGAUGAUGGCUACAAGUGGAGGAAGUAUGGCCAGAAGGUCGUGAAGAACACCCAACAUCCAAGGAGCUACUACCGAUGCACACAGGAGAAUUGCCGGGUCAAGAAACGGAUCGAGCGGCUGCCGGAGGAUCCACGGAUGGUGAUCACGACGUACGAGGGCAGACAUGUGCAUUCUCCAUCGCAUGACGAGUCGUCGUCGUCCCAAGUUUCGUCCAAGGUCACUGUCUUCUGGUAGUCGUCGUCUCGAGCUGUGCAUUGUGUGCAUACUAGUUUUACGAGUUCUUUCAGUGCAGUAAUGUGUCAGCAUGUGUUCUCAGAACCUGUGUUCUUUCUCUGUGAUCCCAAAACUAUCUGCAAUCCUAUGCUGCCAUGUUAAUGGUUUUAGAGAAAAGAAGAAGUUUAUAGAA
Molecule: messenger RNA, 952 nt
Organism: Musa acuminata AAA Group (dessert banana)
Lineage: Eukaryota; Viridiplantae; Streptophyta; Magnoliopsida; Zingiberales; Musaceae
Product: probable WRKY transcription factor 13
Exons: 3
Coding region: 130-780 (216 amino acids)
Biological process (GO): regulation of DNA-templated transcription
Molecular function (GO): sequence-specific DNA binding; DNA-binding transcription factor activity
Source: RefSeq, a predicted model, not a curated record